AUGAGCAAGCGGCAGCAGCAGGGAUCGCCAGCAGGAGCAGGCCAGGAGGGCGAGGAGGAGGAUGAGCUGGAUGCGCUGCUGCAGCACUAUGAGCAGCAGGCAGCGGCAGAUGCGGCGGCCGUGCAGCAGCGUGCCGGUGCCGGCAGCGGCGGCCAGAAGCGGCCCAAGCUGACCGCUGCCGACAAGCGCGAGGAGGCGCUCAGCCAGCCCAUUGGGGCAGACAACAAGGGCUUCAAGCUGCUGGCAGCUAUGGGGUAUCAGUUGGGGCAGCGCAUCGGCAAGAGGGGCACGGGGCUGGCGGAGCCGCUGCCGCUGCAGCUGAAGGAGGCAUGUUGCUGCUGGGACAAGCUCGGCCUGGGCGCCGUGAGCAAGAAGGCGGCGGCCCGCGAGCAGCAGCGGCAGCGGCAGCGCGAGGCGGAGCAGCGGGUGGCGGCGGGCGCGGUGGCUGCGGAGGCCGAGCGCCACGGCCAGAGGCUGGAGUACCAGCAGCGAGCGGCCGCCGCGGCGGCUGCGAGGCGGCUGGAGGGGCAGCUGAGGAAGGCGCAGCAGGUGUGCGAGACGCUGGAUACCGCCGCGGGCGUCGCGCGGUGCGUCAUGUGGCAGGCGCCGCCCGCAGAGGCGGCGGCGGCGGCCUCGGCAGCAGGCAUGACCGCGGCUGUGGCGGCAGAUGAUCUGCUGGAGGCGCUGGAGCCGUGCCACUCGGCGGAGGCGGGUGCCGCCGUGAGGGCGGGGCGGGAGGAGGCGGCAGACUUUGCGCUGCUGUAUGAGCGGCAGGCGGCAGCAGCGGCGGCAGCAGGGCGCCCUCCAGCAGACGCUGCGGCGGAUGGGCAGCAGGCGGAUGCCCAGCAGCAGCAGCAGCAGCAGCAGCAGGAGGAGCGGCGGGAGUGGGAGGCGUGGCAGGCGCUCCCGCCGGCAGACCAGCUGGCGGCGAUCUUGGCGCGGCUGCGCGGGCGCUACCUGUACUGUUUGUACUGCGGCUGUCGCUACGACAGUGCCUCAGACAUGCAGCGCAACUGCCCGGGGCCGCUGGAGGCAGACCACGAGUGA
Chlorella variabilis is the source of this 1047-nucleotide messenger RNA. RefSeq lists its product as hypothetical. Bases 1 to 1047 code for a protein of 348 amino acids. The record is from RefSeq and is a predicted model, not a curated record. Gene Ontology annotation, cellular component: kinetochore. NCBI's taxonomy places the organism in Eukaryota, Viridiplantae, Chlorophyta, Trebouxiophyceae, Chlorellales, Chlorellaceae. Gene Ontology annotation, molecular function: nucleic acid binding. The transcript is spliced from 3 exons.